This is a messenger RNA of Ochotona princeps (American pika), 1650 nucleotides long. RefSeq names its product t-complex 11 (gene TCP11). Gene Ontology annotation, biological process: regulation of sperm capacitation. The record is from RefSeq and is a predicted model, not a curated record. The transcript is spliced from 10 exons. Gene Ontology annotation, cellular component: sperm flagellum; acrosomal vesicle. Lineage: Eukaryota; Metazoa; Chordata; Mammalia; Lagomorpha; Ochotonidae. The coding region runs from base 29 to 1528 and encodes 499 amino acids.
GGGGGAGAGCCCGGGUACCAUCAGCAACAUGCCGGACGUCCAGCAGAAUGUGCCCCCGAAGGACCAAGGUGUGGCAGAGAGCGGGCCCGGUGCGCCGCCGGAAGUGUCGGGACCGACCCAGGAGGACCAGAGCGGCCCCAAGGACCCCUCUCCCUGUCCGACAGAGACAGAUAAUGCAGUUUCCAAGCUGAGCAACAAAAUGGAGAAGAAAUGUGAUUUGCAUGUGGAUGAGAAGACUGCGCCUCCCAGCAGUUUGGAAGGCAAGGUCAAGGAGACCAUGCGUAAUGCCUUCUGGGACCAUCUGAAGGAACAACUGUCAGCCUCUCCUCCUGAUUUCAGUUGUGCUGUUGAACUUCUAGAAGAAAUCAAAGAGAUCUUGCUCUCACUGCUCUUACCACGCCAGAACCGCCUAAGAAGUGAGAUCGAAGAAGCCCUGGACGUGGACUGCCUCAAGAAGCAAGCUGAACAUGGGGACCUGGAUGUCCCUGAUCUGUCCAAGUACAUUCUCAACACGAUGACUUUGCUGUGUGCACCAGUUCGAGAUGAAGAAGUGCAGAAACUGGAGAACAUUACAGACCCCGUCCAGUUACUGAGAGGAAUCUUCCAGGUUCUGAGUCUGAUGAAGAUGGACAUGGUGAACUAUACAAUCCAGAGCCUCCAGCCCCAGCUCCAGGAACAUUCCAUCCAGUACGAACGGGCCAAAUUCCAGGAGCAGCUCAAUAACCAGCCCAACCUCCUGGAUCACACCACCAAAUGGCUGACCCAGGCAGUAGCCGACCUCACCACGCCUCCCCCGUCUGGCCCGGACACUCCCGACUCCUCCAGCAUGGCCGGCACCUCCUCGAAUGAGUCCCUCAACAGCGUGGAGCCGCUCAGCCCAGGCAUGGUGCUGUCCCAGGGCUUCCUUAACCUGCUCCUCUGGGACCCUGAAAACGAGGAGUUCCCUGAGACACUGCUGACUGACAGAAUGCGGCUGCAGGAGCUUGAGUCCCAGUUGCACCAGCUAACCGUCCUGGCCUCGGUCCUGCUGGUGGCCAGUAGUUUCUCCGGCAGUGUCUUGUUUGGCUCCCCUCAGUUUGUGGAUAAACUAAAACGCAUCACCAAAUCCCUGAUGCAGGAAUUUAACUCCAGACCUGAGGAGGCUAUGGAGACUGUGAGUGAACAGGUGUCCCAGGAAAUCCAUCAAAGCCUCAAGACCAUGGGCCUUGCUGCUCUGAGCAGCGACAGCACGUCGUCCUUGGUAGGACAACUCCGGAACAUCGCUGAGAAGGAGAACUGUGUCCGCAGUGUCAUUGACCAGCGGAUCCAUUUGUUUCUCAAAUGCUGUUUGGUUCUUGGUGUGCAGCGAUCUCUGUUGGACCUUCCGGGAGGCCUUAGUGUGAUUGAGACGGAGCUGGCAGAACUCGGCCAAAAGUUUGUCAACCUGACACAUCACAAUCAGCGGGUGUUUGGCCCCUACUACACGGAGAUCCUACAGUCCCUUGUGGCCCCAGCCCAAGCGCUGGAAACAAAAGUGGAGUCUCUGUGAGAGCACCGGCCUAGGGACCCAGCGCCUUGGGUCCAGAAGAGGGCCGCUCAUCUUCCUGGGAUGAUGUCACUGGCCAGCAGAGCAGCCAAGCCCCUUCCUGCCCUCUCAGCCAGUCCGCUAGG